Messenger RNA from Callorhinus ursinus (northern fur seal), 705 nucleotides. It is a transcript of the gene H2AJ, whose product is annotated as H2A.J histone. NCBI's taxonomy places the organism in Eukaryota, Metazoa, Chordata, Mammalia, Carnivora, Otariidae. The record is from RefSeq and is a predicted model, not a curated record. Gene Ontology annotation, molecular function: DNA binding; protein heterodimerization activity; structural constituent of chromatin. Gene Ontology annotation, cellular component: nucleosome.
AGAUGUUGCUGCGCCCAAUGGGAAGGCGCUGCCUAGUGUCAGCAAAGUGAUAGAGGCAGUUCCGGUGUUGGUAAAUUACAUUCACCUACCCAGAGCCGUGUCGCUGUUAUUCCUCUCGCAGGAGUUUUAGGCGAGAGCUAAUCAUGUCUGGUCGCGGAAAGCAGGGCGGCAAAGUGCGGGCCAAGGCCAAGUCUCGGUCUUCCCGCGCGGGCCUGCAGUUCCCGGUGGGCCGAGUCCACAGACUGCUGCGCAAAGGUAACUACGCGGAGCGAGUAGGCGCUGGGGCGCCGGUGUACCUGGCGGCGGUGUUGGAGUACCUGACGGCAGAGAUCCUGGAGUUGGCUGGCAAUGCGGCUCGUGACAACAAGAAGACCAGGAUAAUCCCUCGCCACCUGCAACUCGCCAUCCGCAACGACGAGGAGCUAAACAAGCUGCUGGGGAAAGUCACCAUUGCUCAGGGCGGCGUCCUGCCCAACAUCCAGGCCGUGCUGUUGCCCAAGAAGACGGAGAGUCAGAAGGCGAAGAGCAAGUGACCCUGACGCCACCACAGGGGAGCUGGCUUCCCCAGCAAAGGCUCUUUCCAUAGCCACCCCGCAGUAUUUUUCAAUAUACUCGAUGGUCAUGGAAGUCUGCCGCGAUCUACUGGGGAGGUGGGUGGCGAGGGGCCCGCCGAGUCCGGGGCCAAUAAAGUCGGUGAAAAUCGUG